CUUGACUGUCUUGCUGUCUUCAUCUUGACGUUAACGUACUAUGUGAUGUUUGUCGUAAAAUAAAAUUAAAGUUUCAAAAUAAUAUGUUGAUAAAAAAAUAACUUAAGUUUAAAAAGUGUCCAAAUGUAAAUAUGUUGUCAAGAAAUUUAAGUAAAGUCGUGAAGUAUUCAUUGUACGGUGGUGUUACCGUAGGAAGUGCUGUUGUAGCUUUAAAAUAUAAUGACGCUGAUUACAAUUCUUUUGCUAUAGUGAGACUAACUAGGACCGCUUAUACAGCUGUCGAUAUUGGUAGGACAUACCAGUCCAUGUUAUAUAGCAAAGAAUGGGAUAAAAGUUCUAAUGAAUACUUGGAGGUUAAAAGCCAAGCUCAUCAAAUUGGGGCAGAGAAACUGCUUGAAUUAUGCAAAGCCAACAAGGGGGUCUACAUAAAGGUUGGUCAACACAUCGGUGCUCUUGACUAUUUACUUCCCAGCGAAUAUGUGACGACUAUGCGAAUUUUACAUAAAGAUGCACCCAGGAACACAGUUGAAGAAUUGUAUGAAGUUAUAAAAGAAGACCUUAAGAAAGAUCCCAAGGAAUUGUUUGAAGAAUUUGAUCUAGAACCUCUUGGAACAGCCUCUCUUGCUCAAGUUCAUAGAGCUAAAUUAAGAGAUGGGCCUGAAGUUGCAGUUAAAGUACAACAUCAUUUUGUUAGAAAAAAUACAAAAAUUGAUUUGAAAUGGAUGGAAUUUAUCAUUAAAACAAUGUCAAAAGUAUUUCCUGACUUUCAAAUGCAAUGGCUUAUUGACGAGACAAAGAAAAAUAUUGCAAAGGAAUUGGACUUCUUGCAAGAGGGCAAAAAUGCUGAGAAAGUUGCAGAAUUGUUUAAAAAUUAUUCAUGGUUAAAAGUUCCUAAGAUAUUUUGGGAUUUUAGCACCGAGAGAGUCUUGGUGAUGGAAUAUGUAACUGGUGGCCAGGUUAAUGAUGUUAAAUAUAUUGAUGAACAUAAAAUAAGCAGACCCGACUUAUGUCAAAAGUUAGGUGAUCUGUAUUCCCAUAUGAUAUUUGUAACUGGUUUUGUGCACAGCGACCCCCACCCUGGUAACAUUCUGGUAAAAAAGGAUCCUCUGGACAAGGAUGUAACAGUAUUCUUGUUGGACCAUGGUCUUUAUGCUCAACUUACAGACAAAUUUCGUUACCACUAUUCCAAUUUAUGGCUCUCAAUAAUUGCAAGGGACAGAGAUAAAAUCAGAGAGCAUGCAGAGCAAUUAGGAAUAGAGAAAGAAUUAUAUGGACUUUUCGCUUGUAUGGUGACUGGGAGACCGUGGGACGUCAUCAUGAAAGGCAUAGACAAGACUAAACCAUCAUCUGCAGAGAAAACAACUUUCCAAAACGAGAUACCAAACUUCCUGCACCACGUGACGCGCUGCUUGGAACACGUGGACCGACAAGCGUUGCUGGUGCUGAAGACGAACGACCUCAUCCGCAGCAUAGAGUACGCGCUGGGGAUGCAGGAGCGGAUGUGUGGGUUCCUGGUUAUGACCAAAUGUUGCACUAAGAGCAUAUACCAGCACGAGUUUAAGAAAGCGGGGUCACUGGCGAGAAAGCAGUUUCUAAACACGAAAUAUGUAUGGUCACUGUUUGUUCUGUAUAUUUAUGGAAUUUAUUUAUCACUGAGAACUAGAUUUAAUCUGUAUAGCUAGAAUUUCUUAACACACUAUACCCAAUUGUAUUAUAUUAGUAGGGUCUGAUGGUAACCAAAAAUAUUUAUUUUGCGUAUGAUGCUUUAAGAGUUUUAAGGGAUAUUUUAAAGGGGUUGCCAGUAAUAGAAUCACAAAAUAAUAAAUAUGUAAAAUGUGUGUUGUAAUUUACAAAAAAGUGUAAAAAUUAAAUAUAAUUAUGUACUGUAUACUUUUUAUUUACAUAA
Vanessa tameamea is the source of this 1906-nucleotide messenger RNA. It is a transcript of the gene Adck1, whose product is annotated as aarF domain-containing kinase 1. Lineage: Eukaryota; Metazoa; Arthropoda; Insecta; Lepidoptera; Nymphalidae. Bases 132 to 1682 code for a protein of 516 amino acids. The record is from RefSeq and is a predicted model, not a curated record. The transcript is spliced from 6 exons. Gene Ontology annotation, biological process: protein phosphorylation. Gene Ontology annotation, molecular function: protein kinase activity; ATP binding.